Molecule: messenger RNA, 1086 nt
Organism: Brugia malayi
Lineage: Eukaryota; Metazoa; Nematoda; Chromadorea; Rhabditida; Onchocercidae
Gene: Bma-gsk-3
Exons: 7
Coding region: 1-1086 (361 amino acids)
Biological process (GO): negative regulation of canonical Wnt signaling pathway; protein phosphorylation; signal transduction
Cellular component (GO): cytosol; cytoplasm; axon
Molecular function (GO): protein serine/threonine kinase activity; ATP binding
Source: RefSeq, a predicted model, not a curated record
AUGACUACAGUUGUUGCUUCACCAGGGCAGGAACCUGAUCGGCAGAUAGAAGUGCAGUACUCAGAUACUAAGGUAGUUGGUAGUGGUUCCUUUGGUGUCGUCUAUUUAGCUGAAUUGAUCGACACAGGUGAAAAAAUUGCAAUCAAGAAGGUACUCCAGGAUAAGCGGUUCAAGAAUCGCGAAUUACAAAUAAUGAGAAAGUUAAAUCAUAAGAAUGUUGUGCAACUCAAAUACUUCUUUUAUUCAGGGGGUGAAAAGAAGGACGAACUCUAUUUGAAUCUGAUUUUAGAAUUUGUGCCGAAGACAGUUUACCGUGUGGCCAGACAUUACUCCAAGUUGCGACAAACGGUACCUAUUAUAUACGUCAAGUUGUACAUGUUCCAGUUGUUUCGAGCUCUGGCAUACAUCCAUCGACUUGGAAUUUGCCACAGAGAUAUCAAACCACAGAACUUGCUCAUCGAUACUGAAACUGCUGUGCUUAAACUUUGUGACUUCGGUUCAGCCAAAUAUCUUAUUCAAGAUGAGCCAAAUGUUUCCUAUAUUUGUUCUCGUUAUUAUCGUGCUCCAGAGCUUAUUUUCGGUGCCACCAAUUAUACGAACAGCAUCGAUAUGUGGUCAGCAGGAACGGUUCUAGCAGAACUUUUGUUGGGACAACCGAUAUUUCCUGGUGAUUCUGGAGUUGAUCAGCUUGUCGAAAUUAUCAAAGUUCUUGGUACUCCGUCAAAAACACAUAUUCAUGAGAUGAACCCUGAUUAUAAGGAACGCACUUUCCCACCUAUCAAACCGCGCCCGUGGAUACGUGUUUUCCGUUCAAAUACAAAUCUGGAAGCAAUCGAUCUUGUAUCACUUGUACUUGUUUAUUCACCACAUCAACGACCUAGCCCACUAGAAGCUUGCGCACAUUUGUUUUUCGAUGUGUUGCGCAAUCCAGGAACAAAGUUACCAAACGGACGUGUUAUUCCUUCAUGUACAGAUUUUACUUCUGAAGAACUAUACUGUACUCCCGCAAUUGCAUCGUUGCUUUGUGCUACUCAGGAGAGGAAAGUGCGUCUGGUGGAUAAUGACGAAACAAUAAAUAGUUUGUGA